Chionomys nivalis (European snow vole) is the source of this 435-nucleotide messenger RNA. It is a transcript of the gene Atoh7, whose product is annotated as atonal bHLH transcription factor 7. The coding region runs from base 1 to 435 and encodes 144 amino acids. Gene Ontology annotation, molecular function: protein dimerization activity. NCBI's taxonomy places the organism in Eukaryota, Metazoa, Chordata, Mammalia, Rodentia, Cricetidae. The record is from RefSeq and is a predicted model, not a curated record. The transcript has a single exon.
AUGAAGUCGGCCUGCAAACCCCAUGGCUCUCCGGCGGGAGCACGCGGCGCGCCUCCGUGCGCGGUUGCGGUCGAGCGCUCCGGGCCCGGGCGACUGGAGAGCGCGGCGCGCAGGCGCCUGGCGGCUAACGCGCGGGAGCGCCGCCGCAUGCAAGGGCUGAACACGGCGUUCGACCGACUGCGCAGGGUGGUGCCGCAGUGGGGCCAGGACAAGAAGCUGUCCAAGUACGAGACGCUACAGAUGGCGCUCAGCUACAUCGUGGCGCUCACGCGCAUCCUGGCCGAGGCCGAACGAGACUGGGUGGGGCUGCGCUGCGAGCAGCGGGGUCGAGAACAUCCCUACCUCUCCUUCCCGGGUGCCAGGCUGCAGGAGCCUGAGCCCUAUGGCCAGAGGCUCUUCGGCUUCCAGCCCGAGCCCUUCCCCAUGGCCAGCUAA